CAUGAGAGAUUCAACUUCCUACUGUUUUUGCUCUCUAGUUUGCCUUACUAUGUGCCUUGAGCUGCUUCAGUUGUUUGCAUUUGCUUCUGCUUCUACUAAUUUCACUUCUGAAGCAGAGGCGCUUCUCAUAUGGAGAGAUAGCCUUCAAAACCAAACACAUAAUAAUCCCAUCUCAUCCUGGACCUAUAAUCCCAGUAAUGCUACCAACUCUUCAAGCCUUUGCAACGGUGCUUGGAGUGGUAUUUCGUGCAACAAAGCUGGAAGCGUGACCAACAUAAGCCUUCCUGCUUUUGGUUUACAAGGUACGCUGCAUGAAUUUUUGUUCUCCUCCUUCCCUAAUCUCGAAUAUCUGGACCUCAGUGUCAAUCAACUCUUCGAUGCAAUCCCACCUCGGAUCAGUUCCCUCACCAAACUUGUGUAUCUUGAUCUAUCCAGUAACCAAUUCUCCGGGAGAAUCCCACUAGAAAUCGGUCUUUUAAGAAAUCUAUCCUUUCUUAGUCUCCACGAAAAUAAUCUUUUUGAUACUAUCCCUAAAGAAAUAGGAAACCUGAAAUCUCUUGUGGAGCUAUCACUGAGCUAUAAUCAACUCUCUGGUUCAAUUCCAACAUCACUAGGUGAUUUGGCAAACAUCACUCAUCUUUAUCUCCAACAUAAUAACCUUUCUGGCAACAUUCCUCCAACUUUUGGGAACUUCAAAAAGAUCGUUGUGUUAUACUUGUUUGCCAAUCAACUCUCUGGCCCACUCCCUCCAGAAAUGGGAUAUUUGAAGUCUUUAGAAGAUUUAAACUGUGUCAAAAAUAAUCUAAGUGGUUCUAUCCCAACAUCAUUUACUAACUUAACAAACCUUAGAUGGCUUUAUCUCGGUACAAACAAUCUAUCUGGACCUAUUCCUACAAAGAUUGGGAACUUGAAAUCUAUGAAGGGUAUAGAAUUUAGUCAGAAUCAACUAAAUGGUUCAAUUCCCAUUUCAUUUGGUGACCUGGCAAACCUUACAAAUCUCUACCUUCGUGAUAACCAGCUUUCUGGCUCCAUCCCCCAAGAGAUGGAGAAUCUUAAGAAGCUGUUCAUACUGCAUUUGGAUAAUAACCAAUUUUCUGGCUAUUUGCCCCAAUAUAUUGGCCAAGGUGGAUCACUUACAAACUUUUCAGUUGGCAACAACCAUUUGAUAGGUCCAAUUCCCAAAAGCUUGAAGACUAGCACAAAGUUAUUCAGAGUCCGACUUGAGGGAAACCAAUUGUCAAGCAAUCUAUCAGAAGCCUUUGGAAUCUAUCCAAAUCUUCGAUUUCUAGACCUGAGCAACAAUAACCUGUAUGGUGAAAUCUCAAGCAACUGGGGACAGUGCCCACAAUUGGCAACCUUACUAAUUGCGGGAAACAACUUAACUGGCAGUAUACCACCGGAGAUUGGAAAUGCAACCCAACUUCACCAGCUCGAUCUCUCUUCUAACGGUCUAGUUGGGAUGAUUCCAAACGAAAUUGGAAGAUUGACUUCUUUGGUGAAGCUGAAUUUAGAUGGCAAUCAACUAUCAGGUAGUGUACCAUCAGAAUUUGGAUCACUGACUAAUCUUGAAUAUCUUGAUCUAUCCAGAAACACAUUGAACGAGUCAAUUCCAAGCAUUCUGGGUGAUUUGCCCAAACUACACUACUUGAAUUUGAGCAACAAUAAGUUUGGACAUGCAAUUCCUGUUCACUUGGGGAAGUUGCCUCAACUUUCCCAACUAGAUUUGAGUCGCAACUCAAUCGAGGGGAAGAUACCAUCACAACUCAGCGGCAUGCAGAGUUUGGAGAUGUUGAAUUUGUCACACAAUAACCUUUCGGGUUCCAUUCCAACAAGUUUUAGAGAUAUGAGCGGCUUGUCAUAUAUUGACAUAUCUUUCAAUGAGUUGGAAGGUCCCCUUCCCAACAGCAAAGCAUUUCAAGAAGCUCUCCUGGAAGCAUUACAAGGAAACAAGGGAUUGUGCGGCAACGUUGGAGAUUUGGAACCCUGCAAUGAAGAUAGUUCAAAAAAGGGUAAUGGCCGGAAACUGGUACAUGUGAUCUCUUUCUCUCUUCUGGCAACACUGUUCCUUGUAUCUUCCUGCUUCAUAAUUGUCUUUGUAGUAUUUAGAAAAAAGAAGCAUCAGGAUGACGGAAGAAAAAACAAAAGGCAUGAAGAGAUUUCCUUUUCAGCACUCGACCUUGAUGGCAAGGCGAUGUAUGAGGAAAUCAUACAUGCAACAGAGGAUUUUGAUUCCAGAUAUUGCAUUGGGAAGGGAGGACAAGGAAGUGUCUACAAGGUGAAUUUGGCAUCUGCCAAUAUAGUAGCCGUGAAGAAACUCCAUCAGUUAUGCAAUGACGAUGAAAAACUUAAGAAGGAAUUCUUAAAUGAAGUACGUGCACUAACAGAGAUUCGACACCGAAACAUUGUGCGGCUUUAUGGUUUCUGUUCACACAGCCGACACUCAUUCUUGGUUUAUGAGUAUCUAGAAAGGGGUAGCUUGGCGACAGUGUUGAGCAAUGACGAUGAAGCUAAAGAAUUGGGGUGGAGUAAAAGGGUGAAUAUUGUUAAGGGUGUAGCUCGUGCCUUGUGUUACAUGCACAACGGUUGUUUGGAAGCAAUUGUUCAUCGGGACAUAUCAAGCAAGAACAUCUUGCUGAAUGCCGACUUCGAAGCCUGUGUUUCAGAUUUCGGCACUGCUAAGUUCUUAAACCCAAACUCAGCUAAUUGGACUGCCCUUGCAGGCACAUAUGGAUAUAUAGCACCAGAGCUUGCUUAUACAAUGGAAGUGAACGAGAAAUGCGAUGUUUAUAGCUUCGGUGUAGUAACAUUGGAAAUAAUUAUGGGAAGGCAUCCAGGAGAGCUUCUCGUACCUUUGUUAUCAGGGUCAUCAUCUUCAUCAUCAUCAUCAUCAUCAGUACCUGUCCAUCAAAUGUCUGCUGUGGAUGUUUUUGACAAACGCAUUUCCCCUCCCACAGAUGAAGUUGCAGUGGAAUUGCUCUCUCUUGUGAAGAUAGCAUUUUCAUGUUUGAAUACUAGUCCUCAGUCUCGACCAAAUAUGGAACAAGUUUAUCAACGAUUGGAAACUCAGAGGCUGCAUUUAUCAAAGCCAUUACAGAUGAUAAGUUGUGGUGAAUUGCUGACUUAAUAGUUUCACUGCCUGAUAAAUUGGAAAUAUGAGAAUGUGCUUUCCUAUACAAAAGUCACUCUCUGUGCUUUUUCUGUAGGAAAUGGAUUAUUGUGUCCUUACUGUAACUUUACUUUAUGUGCUUGUACACCAUGGCUCAUGUAUAAUAAAUCAAGAAUUUUGUUUUCUAUACUAGAACAGAAUGCACCAACAUAAACAUACAAGAAUGAGUUUGACUGAUGUACAUUUCCUUUUGGUGAUAGACAAUAAAAGGGGCAAGUGCUGCUAUGUUAUUAGA
Molecule: messenger RNA, 3401 nt
Organism: Argentina anserina (silverweed cinquefoil)
Lineage: Eukaryota; Viridiplantae; Streptophyta; Magnoliopsida; Rosales; Rosaceae
Product: probable leucine-rich repeat receptor-like protein kinase At1g35710
Exons: 2
Coding region: 2-3124 (1040 amino acids)
Biological process (GO): protein phosphorylation
Molecular function (GO): ATP binding; protein kinase activity; protein binding
Source: RefSeq, a predicted model, not a curated record